This is a messenger RNA of Mangifera indica (mango), 1042 nucleotides long. RefSeq names its product mediator-associated protein 2. The transcript is spliced from 5 exons. The record is from RefSeq and is a predicted model, not a curated record. The coding region runs from base 141 to 830 and encodes 229 amino acids. NCBI's taxonomy places the organism in Eukaryota, Viridiplantae, Streptophyta, Magnoliopsida, Sapindales, Anacardiaceae.
AUAAAUUUAAUAAAAAGAACUUCGAAAACCCUGAACCCCUUAGCCACCACCUCCUGCCGCUUCCUCCCAACCCACCCGCCUGUUGCAAGCCUUCUCCCAUUCCAACGGACCAAAGAUUUGACUUUUAACAGAGUGAAGCGAUGGAUGGUGGUGAUAAAGAAGAAUACAAACCUUCGGCGGAAUAUGAGCAAGAAUUUAGAGAGCCGCUACUUGAUAUUGAAUUGACGGAUUCCACUGAACUUUGGCUCAUUCAAUGGCCAUAUAAGCAAAAUCCUGAUUUGCAUGGUAAAGAAUUGUCACUUGAACUGCACGGCAAUGGACGGUUGGGCAGUUUUGAGGAUUCAUCUGGAAAAAUGUAUGAUGUGCUCAGUUUUGAUUCUCAAGAGCCUGAUGCAACGGUUUUUCUAUCUUCCACAUCAGAGCCAAAAAUUGUGGGAAAAAUUUCACGGCGAGUUUCCCUUGUCCAUUACCCGGAGCCUAAAGAACUUGAAGAACUCAAUCCCAAAAAUAUGAGACCAUUAUAUUCUACAUCCAGUGGAAAUUCAAUGCCAAACUCUUCUCAUCGUUUUUCCAGUCCUAUACAAAGUAGUUGGCGGAGACACUCACAAUCAACAAAGUCACAUUCAACCUACACCCACGGUAGCAAACAAAAAAGUUCUUUGUCUGAAGCUGGGGAGCCAUCAAAGACUCCAAAAAGAAGACAAUCCAAUUGGCCCAUGGACCGUUCUAGUUUUGACUCAGUAGGGCAUCACAGUGGAAUGACAUUUUCUGGGACCUCUGAGCACUCUCAUCAAGGGAAGUCAAAGAAGAAAUUAAAAGCUAAGGAUUAAAGUUGCUUCCUUUCCAUGUUCCAUUUAACUCCCCUUCUUUCACUUUUUGCUUCAUGCCGAUAUGCAGUAUUAUUUACAGUGAAUUACUUUAUGUUACUCUAAUUUUGGUUUAGCUUGCGAUUUGAAGUAAUGGUAUUGGUGAAAUGUUGUUGUCAUUCAAGCUAGAUGUUCAUAAUUUUUUCUUGUUCAAUCUGAUUAUUAAAUUAUUUCAA